Messenger RNA from Trifolium pratense (red clover), 2596 nucleotides. RefSeq names its product protein ZINC INDUCED FACILITATOR-LIKE 1-like. Lineage: Eukaryota; Viridiplantae; Streptophyta; Magnoliopsida; Fabales; Fabaceae. The coding region runs from base 590 to 2296 and encodes 568 amino acids. The transcript is spliced from 17 exons. Gene Ontology annotation, cellular component: plasma membrane; plant-type vacuole membrane. Gene Ontology annotation, biological process: regulation of stomatal closure; transmembrane transport. Gene Ontology annotation, molecular function: solute:potassium antiporter activity. The record is from RefSeq and is a predicted model, not a curated record.
AAAGAUCAUAGAUUCAUAAUAAUGGCAUAUUAUGAGAUCACUACUCCCAUCUUCUUGGACGUACUUGUUUGAUACGUUCACAUCAUCACAUGUGUUAUGUCCACAUUCAUUUCCACAGUCAUCAUAUAUAUGUGACCACUUGUGCACCAACAUUCUUCCUUUUCAAUUCUUCAAUGAUUUGCUGUUUUUUAUUACUGUGUUCAAUUAUGGAAAUUUCAUGACCUUACCUAAUCUAUAAGAAGGGAGAUCGACACUUCGCCCUGUGGAUGGUUUAGGAUUGAAGUUCCCCCACACGUGGGGCAGAGGAUUGGGAAUUUUCAAUGGGACAAACAACUUUUAAAGUUGCAUCAAGGAAAAUGACCAAACAUGAGAAAACGUGUUCCGACAACACACAUGCUUAUAUACCAUUUACAUUUGAUACUUUUCACUUCCUAGCACCAGAGAUUGUGUCAUCUAGGUCUUUGGAUGUAGUUUUUUGAGGGAUUGGUUUCGCUGUACAACAAGGUUUAGUAGCACAGCUUGUUGUCUGUUAAAAAAAAUAAAAAAUUACGUAACAAAUCACCUUAACCAUUUAGUCUAGAGUUUGCGUAUGAAAAAACAUUUAUCGGAAGAAGUUAAUCCCAUGAAUAGAUCUCAGUAUCUUAAGGGGGUUAAUCUUCAUAGUUGUGUCUGGAAGAUACCUUAUGUUUCUUUGUAUUCCUCAACUUGUAAUUUUUUUUACCAGAAGUGCAAAAUUAUAAUUUUAAUUGACAGCACAUUAGUAGUUUCUUUCUUGCAUAUAAAAGGAUUUGGAGUGGAAGCACAACACUACAGAGAAAUUUGGGUGGAAACAAAAGGUGGAGUUGUGUUAUAUAUAAUCAUGGAAAAUUUUGGAGAGCCAUUGUUACAUUAUCAUGAGAAUUGUCCUGGUUGUAAGGUGGAUCAAGCCAAAGAAUUGAAACAGGAUGUUACAUUUAGAAAUGUUUUCAGUAUAUGGAUUGUUGUGUUAUGUAGCUCUCUUCCAAUAGCAUCUCUUUUUCCUUACCUUUAUUUCAUGGUAAAGGAUUUUAAUAUUGCUAAAACAGAAGAAGACAUCAGUUACUAUGCUGGUUAUGUAGGAUCUGCAUACAUGCUUGGUAGAGCUUUAACAUCCAUAUUUUGGGGAAUGAUAGCCGAUAGAUAUGGUCGAAAACCUGUUGUGAUUAUAGGAAUUAUUUCUGUUGUAAUUUUCAACACACUAUUUGGCCUUUGUACAAGUUUUUGGAUGGCUGUUAUGAUGAGAUUUUUUCUUGGAGGUUUAAAUGGCUUGCUUGGACCAAUGAAGGCUUAUUCUUCAGAAAUAUUUAGAGAAGAAUACCAAGCUUUAGGCCAAUCAACUGUAGCAGCUGCUUGGGGAGUAGGUUUGGUCUUUGGACCUGCAUUGGGAGGUUAUUUUGCUCAGCCAGUACAGAAAUAUCCAAAUAUAUUUCGAAAGGAUUCCUUUUGGGACAAAUUUCCAUACUUCUUGCCAUGCUUCAUUGUAUCAGCUAUGGCAUUAGCAGUAGCAAUUUCCUGCAUUUGGCUUCCAGAGACAUUUCAUAACCACAAAGUGUCCACAGAAAACAUUGAAGCUUUAGAAAAUGGAACUAAUGAAACUGAUAAAAACAAGUUGAUCAAAAAAAAUGAAAGCCUUCUCAAAAAUUGGCCCUUAAUGUCAUCUAUCAUUGUUUAUUGUGUUUUCGCGAUUCAUGACAUUGCCUUUUCAGAGAUUUUCUCAUUAUGGACUGUUAGUCCUCGAAGGAUGGGCGGUUUGAACUUCAGAACUAAUGAUGUUGGUAAUGUUCUUGCAGUAUCAGGUAUGGCUAUUAUAAUGUUCCAGCUUGGCUUAUAUCAAUCAGUGCAAAAAAUUUGUGGACCUAUUGUCCUUGCUCGAAUCGCAGCGGUGUUAUCUAUACCAAUCUUGCAAAGCUUCCCCUUCAUGACAAUGUUUUCAGGCUUCACAUUGUACAUAUCGAUAUAUAGUGCUUCGAUUCUAAAGAAUCUUUUCAUUGAGAUAAUUUCUACUGGUUUAUUCAUUCUGCAAAAUAAAGCAGUGGAUCAACAUCAAAGAGGUGUAGCAAAUGGAAUUUGCAUAACUGCUAUGUCAGCAUGCAAAGUAAUUGGCCCUGCAGCAGGUGGUGCAAUAUUAACUUGGUCACAAAAGCGGAUGGAUGCUUCUUUCCUCCCAGGCCCUCAUCUGGUGUUCUUUGUGCUUAAUGUUAUUGAAGGACUUGCAUUGUUGUUGACAUUCAAACCAUUCUUGACUGAAAGAAAAACUCCCUCAGAGCAGUUGCACUGAUAUAUUAUGUUGGAAAAGAUGCGAAACAUUAGCAACGGGAAAUGUGUGUCGCCAAUUAAUGUCAGCAAAGGACAACAACCUAACAACAAUAUCAUUUGAUGACAGCCGGAUUAAGUUUGGAUGACUACUUGUUGGAAUUUCCUUUGUGCAAAUUUGGAAUUUGAUUAAUUGUUUAGCUUUCAGAAUAGAUGAUAUAGUGCAGAAAUUCCAGCGUAGAUCAGUUGCAUUUAGAAUGAUUAAUUCCGUUUGAAUAUUGAUGUAAUACCAAUGUUAUAAAAUUUUAUAUAUUCAGAUUUUGAA